Molecule: messenger RNA, 303 nt
Organism: Thlaspi arvense
Lineage: Eukaryota; Viridiplantae; Streptophyta; Magnoliopsida; Brassicales; Brassicaceae
Source: the annotation of a GenBank genome assembly
AUGAAGUUCACAACAUUAAUACUCAUCACAUUCGUCAUCAUCGCCAUGUCGUCUUCUGUUCCGAUCAGAGCAACCGCCGUAGAAGGUUUCAGAGAAGAGGAAAACUUGUGUAAUCCGUUAAGGCUCUUGCCUUGCUUACCUGCUACAACCAUCGGACUACCUCCGACUCCAGAAUGCUGCAACAGACUUAAGGUGCAGGAAUCGUGUCUAUGUGACUAUAUAAAAAAUCCAGACUAUAGUAUUAGUUCUCCAAAAUCUCGUAUAAUGUUAGAAGCAUGUAAGGUUCCUUAUCCCAGUUGUUGA